GCUCGUGCGGCCUGCACCUGGGGCCCCGCCUCAGCGAGGAGGGCUCGUCUGCGCCCCUUGCUGGUCCGGCUCUCCUCGAGCCGCAGCGGAGCAAUGCCGCGCUAUUGCGCAGCGAUUUGCUGUAAGAACCGCCGGGGGCGAAACAAUAAAGACCGGAAGUUGAGUUUUUACCCGUUUCCUCUACAUGACAAAGAAAGACUUGAAAAAUGGUUAAAGAAUAUGAAACGAGAUUCCUGGGUUCCCAGUAAAUACCAGUUCCUGUGUAGUGACCAUUUUACUCCUGACUCUCUUGACAUUAGAUGGGGUAUUCGAUAUUUGAAACAAACUGCAAUUCCGACAAUAUUUUCUUUGCCUGAAGACAAUCAGGAAAAAGACUCUUCCAAAAAAAAAUCUCAGAAGAAAAAAUUGGAAGAUGAGAAAGAAGUGUGCCUAAAAGCCAAGUCAGAAGAAUUAUUUGCAUCAAAUGAGCCAAAGAAAAGUAUGGUUAACACAGAUGUCAUCCCUGAACAUGCAGAAUUAAUUGAUUCAUCUGCUGUGGUGGAGCCACCAGUUGCAAAAACAGAAAGUAUCCAAAAUAACAUAUUAACUCUUAAUCUAGUUAAACAAGAUACUGGAAAACCAGAAUCUAUCUUGGAAACAUCAGUUAACCAAGACCUAGGUAUAGGAGGUUUUCACACAUCUUUUGAGAACCUGAAUUCUACAACUAUCACUUUGACAACUUCAAAUUCAGAAAGUAUUCAGCAGUCUUUGGAAACCCAAGAAGGUCAAGAAGGUCUCGAAAUAACUACCAAUCAUCCUGCUAAUCCCAACUUUACAAAUAAUUCCAUGGAAAUUCAGUCAGCACAGGAAAAUCCAUUCUUAUUCAGCACAAUUACUCAAACAGCUGAAGAAUUAAACACAAAUAAAGAAUCUGUUAUUGCCAUUUUUGUACCCACAGAAAAUUCCAAACCUACAAUUAAUUCUUUUAUACCUGCCCAAAAAGAAACUGUGGAAAUGGAAGACAUUGACGAUGAAGAUUCCUUAUAUAAGGAUGUAGACUAUGAGACGGAAGUUUUACAAAUUGAACAUUCUUACUGCAGACAAGACAUAAAUAAGGAACAUCUUUGGCAGAAAGUCUCAAAGCUACAUUCAAAGAUAACUCUUCUUGAGCUACAAGAACAACAAACUCUAGGAAGAUUGAAGUCUUUGGAGACUCUUAUAAGGCAGCUAAAACAGGAAAACUGGUUGUCUGAAGAAAAUGUCAAGAUUAUAGAAAACCAUUUUACAACAUAUGAAGUUACUAUGAUAUAAAGAGGUUGUAAAGCUAUGACUUAUGUAAGCUUUUUGCAGCCAAACCAAAUUAUAUGUAAAGUGAACUUAUUCCUGUAUAAAGUUCUCAUCUUAAGCUAAGAAAUGUUAUGAACUGCAUCCCGUUCUUGUAAUGCGUAUUUUUGAGAAAAAUUAGAAUAUUGUUGAGCUGUAGAGAAAAAGUUUCAUUACUUGAUAAUUUUCCAAAUUAAAGUUAAAAUAUAGUAAAUAAAUAAUAUUAUUAAAUCAUAAAAUGAGAGAACACAUGUGGUAAAAU
Molecule: messenger RNA, 1564 nt
Organism: Ceratotherium simum simum (southern white rhinoceros)
Lineage: Eukaryota; Metazoa; Chordata; Mammalia; Perissodactyla; Rhinocerotidae
Gene: THAP5
Product: THAP domain containing 5
Cellular component (GO): nucleus
Source: RefSeq, a predicted model, not a curated record